Messenger RNA from Alosa sapidissima (American shad), 686 nucleotides. RefSeq names its product histone H2B 1/2-like. The coding region runs from base 261 to 635 and encodes 124 amino acids. The record is from RefSeq and is a predicted model, not a curated record. Gene Ontology annotation, molecular function: DNA binding; structural constituent of chromatin; protein heterodimerization activity. The transcript has a single exon. Gene Ontology annotation, cellular component: nucleosome. Lineage: Eukaryota; Metazoa; Chordata; Actinopteri; Clupeiformes; Clupeidae.
AGGAUUUCCUUCCAUUAGAAGAAAAGUGCAGUAAAGAAGGUGGCGUAAACUGAUGGUCUGUGGGCGGUGCUAACCUUCUCUUACUGACUGUCCCCUUCGACACAAAAAGACCAACCGUGUCUGGGUAUUUGGUUUAAGAGGGAAAUUACAGGUCAUUCUGGUCGUGGGUGUGUGAAAUGACGCAGUCCCCUAUUUACAUAUAAAUCGGUAUAAAUAUCAGGUGACUCCAACAUAGUGAACUUUCGAUUCGCGAAAUCAACAUGCCUGAUCCAGCCAAGCCUGCCCCGAAGAAGGGCUCUAAGAAAGCCGUGACAAAGACCGCCGGUAAGGGUGGCAAGAAGCGCAGAAAGACCAGGAAGGAAAGCUACGCCAUCUACGUGUACAAAGUUCUGAAGCAGGUCCAUCCUGAUACUGGUAUCUCUUCCAAGGCCAUGGGCAUUAUGAACUCCUUCGUAAACGACAUCUUCGAGCGCAUCGCUGGAGAGGCCUCUCGUUUGGCUCACUACAACAAGCGUUCCACCAUCUCUUCCAGGGAGAUCCAGACCGCAGUUCGCCUGCUUCUGCCUGGUGAGCUGGCCAAGCACGCUGUGUCCGAGGGAACCAAGGCUGUCACCAAAUACACCAGCUCCAAAUAAAGCCACAUUUUCAACGCGCUUCAAUCCAACGGCUCUUUUAAGAGCCACCCA